AUCCGAAAAACGGGGGUGUCGGUUGUGUCAUCCGCGGCUUAGAAAACCUAAUAAAUACUGUCUCGUUUCAUCGGGUGGUCCAGUUGUGUAUUAUAUUCUGCGAUCGCAGCAGUUAAAAGCGAAAGCGACAGUGAAGGAGACCUUCGGCGGAGUAAAACCCUUGAUUGUCAUAGAAUACGCGUGAUAUUUGUUGCGUUGCCCGUAUUUCUUCGAACCCGUAAUUGUAACCGGCUUCGCGUUUGCCAUUGACAAUCAGUUCGUAGUGCGGGCGAGUCCUCUGAAAAGUUGCAACUGUUUGGCGAUAAAACACUGCCGCAAACAACAGAGUAGUAACCAUGGCCGACAAUGGAAACAAACGCAACAUCCCAAUCAAACUCGGCGACUUCAGUGUGAUCGAUACGGAGUUUUCUAGCAUUCGCGAGCGGUUUGACACGGAGAUGCGCAAAAUGGAAGAGGAGAUGGCCAAAUUUAGAUCGGACCUGAUGAACCGCGAGUCGACCUUCUUUGAGACCAGUUUCUCUUCCAAAAAGGUUGACUCCUCAUCCAGUACCGCAACUUCCAACGCGACUACCUCAGCGAAACCGCACGCACAAGCGCAAAGUGCGUCGGACAUUAGCUCGCCGUUGAUUCAGGACGAAGGCGACAAUAAGGUGCUGAAGUUGCGCUUCGACGUUAGUCAGUACGCACCGGAAGAGAUCGUCGUCAAGACGGUCGACAACAAGCUGCUGGUGCAUGCCAAACACCAGGAGCAGUCGGACACGAAGUCGGUGUACAGGGAGUACAACCGCGAGUUUCUGUUGCCGAAAGGUUGCAACCCGGAGCUGAUCAAAUCGUCGCUCAGCAAGGACGGUGUGCUGACGGUCGAUGCCCCGUUGCCGCCGCAAGCCUUGACCGCUGGUGAAACUAUGAUACCGAUUGCCCACAACUAAGUAGUUGUUUGCUGCCAAUAUUGUCUUUAGUCUCAUACUUGGAACUACUUUGCUUGAUUUACUUUCUCUUCGGAUUUUUUUUGCUAAUAAUUACUUUGCCCUUUUCUUUUUGUGCGUGAGUGCAUGGGUAUAAGGAUGUACGUUGAGCGGUAUUCUGUGGCAGUUUAUUUUAAUGGAGCCCUGUUCUCGCUCUAUUAAACAUGCUAGGUGGGUCCGCUAGAUCGUUGUUCCAAAAAUUUUUAUUAAGGAUUUCUUUGUAUUUCUGUGUGCCUGUGUGUGUAUGUAUGCGUGUUUUUAAGCAAUUCAACUGGAUGGUGCUACUACCAAUCGGUACAAUCAGGAUCAGGAUCAAUAGUAUCAUUUGUAUUACGUAUAACGACACGCAUUUUAUUUAAUAUUAUCGUUUUACUUAAGAAGGCUUUCGAUAGGAAGUGUAUGGUGGGAGCGCUGUAGUGGAAAGUAGCGUCAGGGUUUAGCUCCACACACUUUUCCCAUUCAGUGUACGAAGAUAACCGCAAUAUACCGCUAGGACGUCAUUACAUAACAUUACAUUACACCCCAGUGCAUCACGAACGCAUUGUCAGAGAUUAACUGCUUGCUGUUUCAGAUAUUGGUAGAUAUUUGUUGGUCGGGAAAGCUGGUGCUUGGCCAAGCCAGGUCAGAAAUCGCAAAAAACUUUUUUUUAUACUUUUAAUUCUUUUUUUUCAUUUUACUUCUGUAUUGCUUCAAUAAACGUGCAACACGCUUUUAACAUA
Anopheles bellator is the source of this 1684-nucleotide messenger RNA. RefSeq names its product heat shock protein beta-1. The coding region runs from base 336 to 929 and encodes 197 amino acids. Lineage: Eukaryota; Metazoa; Arthropoda; Insecta; Diptera; Culicidae. Gene Ontology annotation, biological process: protein refolding; response to heat. Gene Ontology annotation, molecular function: protein folding chaperone. The record is from RefSeq and is a predicted model, not a curated record. The transcript has 4 exons.